AUGGCCCAUUCGCCAGUCAGACUACAUGCUAUCGCAACAAUUACUCGCACAACUAGUGAACAGGACCAUGGCCCCGCCGAAGAGGAGUCGAAUGCCCUUGGCAAUGAAGGCUUGGACCUCUGCCUCCUAGGCCUUGCAGACUUGUCGGAGGAUCCAGUAGCCAAACAAUAUCAGAGAUUUCGGCCUCAUGACGGGGUGUCAAAGUUGACCACCACGGGGGUCCCUCCGUUCCGGGGUGUACCAACGGUCCGAUUAGCCAUGGCCAAAAAAAGAGGAGAGUGUUCAAAUCGUCAAACUGUGUCGAUUUUCUUGGGGGGCAAAGAUCAAGGGAAGGUGCUGGGGAAAGAGGCGUGA
This is a messenger RNA of Bipolaris oryzae ATCC 44560, 354 nucleotides long. RefSeq lists its product as uncharacterized. Bases 1 to 354 code for a protein of 117 amino acids. The record is from RefSeq and is a predicted model, not a curated record. The transcript is spliced from 4 exons. NCBI's taxonomy places the organism in Eukaryota, Fungi, Ascomycota, Dothideomycetes, Pleosporales, Pleosporaceae.